Lepus europaeus (European hare) is the source of this 3485-nucleotide messenger RNA. It is a transcript of the gene PLA2G7, whose product is annotated as phospholipase A2 group VII. The transcript has 12 exons. Gene Ontology annotation, molecular function: 1-alkyl-2-acetylglycerophosphocholine esterase activity. The coding region runs from base 123 to 1394 and encodes 423 amino acids. NCBI's taxonomy places the organism in Eukaryota, Metazoa, Chordata, Mammalia, Lagomorpha, Leporidae. The record is from RefSeq and is a predicted model, not a curated record.
CCCGCGGCCGCGGUGCCCGCACCAGGCCAGAGGCCCCGCAGAGCUGGCGGCUGGAAGCAGUGGUGUUUUGCGCGCUCGGGUCGUGUUGAAGGUUAAGCUGAAACCGCUGCUCAGCUUCCGAGAUGGCACCACCCAAAUUGCAUGUGCUUUUCUGCCUCUGCAGCUGCCUCACACUGGUUCAUCCUUUUGACUGGCAAGACGUAAAUCCUGUUGCCCAUAUUAAAUCAUCAGCAUGGAUCAAUAAAAUACAAACAUUUAUGGCUGCUGCAAACAUUGGCCAAACUAAAAUCCCCAGAGGAAAUGGAUCUUACUCUGUUGGUUGCACAGACUUGAUGUUUGAUUAUUCUGAUGAGGGCACCUUCUUGCGUUUAUAUUACCCGUCCCAAGAUGACGACCAACUUGACACCCUUUGGAUCCCAAACAAAGAGUAUUUUUUGGGUCUUAGUAAAUUUCUUGGAACACACACCCUCAUGGGCAAAAUUUUGGGCUUAUUAUUUGGUUCAAUGACAACUCCUGCAAAUUGGAAUUCCCCUCUAAGGACUGGUGAAAAAUAUCCACUCAUUGUUUUUUCUCAUGGUCUUGGAGCAUUCAGGACAAUUUACUCUGCUAUUGGCAUUGACCUGGCAUCUCAUGGGUUUAUAGUUGCUGCUGUAGAACACAGAGAUGGAUCUGCAUCUGCAACUUACUAUUUUAAGGACCAGUCUGCUGCAGAAAUAGGGAACAGGUCUUGGCUCUACUAUAAAACUCUAAAACAAGAUGAGGAGGAGAUACCUAUACGAAAUGAGCAGGUACGGCAAAGAGCAAAGGAAUGUUCCCAAGCUCUCACUUGGAUUCUUGACGUUGAUCAUGGAAAACCAGUGACGAAUGUAUUAGACUUAGGAUUUGACGUGGAGCAACUAAAGGACUCUAUCGAUAGGAAUAAGAUAGCAGUAAUUGGACAUUCUUUUGGUGGAGCAACAGUGAUUCAGACUCUUAGUGAAGAUCAGAGAUUCAGAUGUGGGAUUGCCCUGGAUGCAUGGAUGCUUCCACUGGAUGAUGAAGUAUAUUCCAGAAUUCCUCAGCCACUCUUUUUUAUCAACUCUGAACGGUUCCAGUAUCCUGCUAAUAUCAUAAAAAUUAAAAAAUGCUUCUUACCUGAUAAGGAAAGAAAAAUGAUUACAAUCAGGGGAUCAGUCCAUCAGAAUUUUGCUGACUUUACCUUUGCAACUGGAAAAAUACUUGGACACCUGUUAACAUUAAAAGGAGAUAUAGAUUCAAAUGUAGCAAUUGAUCUCAGCAACAAAGCUUCAUUAGCAUUCUUACAAAAGCAUUUAGAACUUAACAAAGAUUUUGAUCAGUGGAACUGUCUGAUUGAAGGCGAUGAUGAGAAUCUUAUCCCAGAGACCAACAUUUGACAAACCAAGCAACAUGUCACUCCGCAGAAUGCUACAGGGAUAGACAAAUGGAAUUUAGGUUACCAGGGCUUUUUAGAAAGUCUUGGUUUAAAACUAUCUAAAACAGGGUGUGUGGUUUUAAUGAGUUUUCCCAAAUAACUUGAAUUUUAAAAUGGAGACUAUAAUAGUAAUUGAGGCUUAUACUAACAUUUUUUUUUCUCUUUCAAUGUAAAGGAUGCCAUUUAUAAAAUUCAUACAAGCUUGUAUUUUAAUUUUACUAAAAUGACUUUGAAUGUCAAAAUUGAAAACUUCUCUGAUGUUUUUACAAUACUUUAAUGGACAAAUAUAUUAAAAUGGGUGUAACGUCACUGAAAACCUGUUGCAAUGAUAUAGGACUCUCUAUAAUAGUUAAAAAACAGGUUUCUUGCCUUUUUUUUCUCAACUGUAAGCUGUAGAAUUAAGUUUUAGCAACAUGGGGGUCUAAGUAGGGUUUGGCAAUGUUUCUCUUUGACCUUUUGUCAUGGUUAGAAAGAUUAGCACAUGCUGAUAAUAAAGUUAUUUUAGUGCAGAAGUGAUGAUGUUAUACAAUUUUAACACGCACACUAAAUGGCGAGUGAGCAAGCAUUACGAAUACUGGAGCCAAGGCAGAGACAGUGGGGUGUACAAAGUUGGUAAUUUGUUUGCUUUGUCUCUGAUGCAUUCUACUUACUACAUAAAGGUGCAUUUGGUGUUAGAUCUGUGUAACACAGACCACGGGUUCCAGCUAGAACACUUCAAAUCAGUUAUUCUCCCAAAGGCAGAGUAGGAUAACAAAGGGUACAUUCAGAAUAACUUUUAACUUCACUUUCCAAUUAAUUUUAUUUAAUCAGCUUUUUUUUAUUAUUAUUAUUUGACAGGUAGAGUUAUAGAGUUAUAGAGUGAGAGAGAGAGACAGAGAGAAAGGUCUUCCUUCCAUUGGUUCAGUCCCCAAAAGGCCGCUACGGCCGGCAUUGCACCAAUCCGAAGCCAGGAGCCAGGUGCUUCUUCCUGGUCUCCCAUGCGGGUGCAGGGACCCAAGCACUUGGGCCAUCCUCCACUGCCCUCCCAGGCCAUAGCAGAGAGGUGGACUGGAAGAGGAACAACCAGGACUAGAACCUGGCGCCCAUAUGGGAUGCCGGUGCCACAGAAGGAGGAUUAACUAAGUGAGCCAUGCCGCCAGCCCCUUAAUCAGCAUUUUUAAUUCUAUAAGUAAUAUACCACAAUUAAACUGAAGUAAAAAGAUUGGUUAAAAUUAAUAUAUUUAUUUAAGGGCCAGUGUUGUGGCACAGUGGGUUAAGCCGCUGCCUGUGAUACCAGCAUCUCCUAUGGGCACUGUUUCAAGUCUAGGCUUCUCCACUUCCCAUCCAUCUCCCUGCUAAUUCGCCUGGGAAAGCAGUGGCAAAAGGCCCUGUGGAAAACAAGGAUGGAGUUCCAGACUCCUGGCUUCAGCCUGGCCCAUUCCCUGCCAUUGUGUUCAUUUGGGGAGUGAACCAGUGGAUGGAAGAUCUCUCUUUCUCUAUUCUUCUCGCUCUCUCUCCCUCCUUCCAACUCUGCUUUAUCAAAUAAACCCUUUAUAAAAUUUAUGUAUUUAGCAGAGGCCAUCAUCUUCCAGUAACUUACCAACAUGAUUAAAACAAGGGAAAGAGGAGAAGCACCCAAUACAUGUGCUCCAGACCUUUUAGAAAAACAUGAAGUUGUUCCUUUGGCCACAUUUGUGGGACUCUACAAGAAAGGUGAAAUGUAGACUUCCAGAGAAUGGGUAACGUCUCAAAAGGAAUGCCCCGGAAUGUUAUGAACAAACAAGAGAAGUAACGUGUGACAAGAGAAGUAAUGUGUGCGUGGAGCACAUUAAGCCCUCUCAGAGCCGUGAUAGCUUCCUGAAACAUGUGAAGGAAAAUAAUAGGAUCAGAAAAUGAGGAAAACCAAAAGGGGGUCCCCUGGUUCAGCUGAAGCACCAAUCUGCUCUGCCCAAUAAGCUCGCUUAGUGAGAACCCAUGGAAAGGAGCCUGGGCUGCUGGCACAUAUGCCCUAUGAAUUCAUAGCAUAAUAAAUAAAUUUUAAAAAUUAAAUGAAUUUUAAUGAAGAAUGGGAUGG